Messenger RNA from Ricinus communis (castor bean), 1935 nucleotides. RefSeq lists its product as uncharacterized. Bases 1 to 1935 code for a protein of 644 amino acids. The transcript has 13 exons. NCBI's taxonomy places the organism in Eukaryota, Viridiplantae, Streptophyta, Magnoliopsida, Malpighiales, Euphorbiaceae. The record is from RefSeq and is a predicted model, not a curated record.
AUGUUGGCUGAGAGACAGUCAGGGACGCUCUCCAGUACCAUAAAGUCAAAACCGAGGGAGCAUGUCAAGGCUAUCACCUUGAGAUCAAGUAAGCAGUUAGCUAGUCCUUUAUCUAUGGCUUAUGAUGAUGUUAUUAUGCAGGAUAAGCCAGCCAGGAAGGAGCCAGAGCUUGAGUAUGCCCAGUUGGCAGAUAGGACUGUGAAAUAUCCUAGGGGAAUAGUUGAGGAUGUACUUGUUAAGGUAGACAAGUUUAUAUUUCAUGUUGACUUUGUUGUUAUGGAUAUGGAGGGUGAGACUAGCGUGCCUUUAAUUCUAGGUAGACCUUUUCUUGCAACAUCUAGGACUGUUAUAGAUGUGUGUGAUGGGAAGUUACAGCUUAGAGUAGGUGAUGAGACUAUUACCUUUGACUUUAGCACUUUUAUAAGACAUUCACUUGACCAUAAUGAUACUGCUGAUGAUGAGAAGGAGUUAUCCAACGAGGAUGUGUUGGAGCUUGCUUAUUUGCUGAAACUGAGACCUUCACUUGAGGAGCCACCAGCCUUGGAGUUGAAAGAGUUGCCUAAGCACUUGACUUAUGCCUAUUUGGAUGAGGCAAAGAAGCUGCUGGUGAUCAUUGCAGCUGAUUUGACUCAUGAGGAGAGAAAGAUGACUUUCGCUUCCCUAAGGAAGUAUCCCAAGGUCUUUUCAUACAAAAUUGCAGACAUUCCUCGAAUCAACCCCAUCUAUUGUUUGCAUAAGAUCCUGAUGGAGGAUAAUUGCAAGCUAGUGGUACAGCCACAGCGACGGUUGAACCCAAAUAUGAAAGAAGUAGUCAAGAAGGAGGUUAUGCCCAAAAAGAGAGAUAUGACGGUGGUAAAAAAUGAAAAGGAUGAGAUGAUACCGACUAGGACGGAGCUUAUGAGUUUUGGAGGAGGCGAUACCACAUCUGAUAGAGCUAGGGCUGAUGGAGAGGUUGGGACUUCCCCAAUUGAGUCUUCCUCCAGACCAUCUACUUUAGCUCCUUCUGGUUCUUCAUCAACUGUUUUAGGAGUCUCUCCAAUUGAGUUUAAGUCUUUGCGACUUCGGUCUGAGAGAUUUCUAUUGCACCUGAGGACUAAGAGAAAACCACUUUCACUUGCCCCUAUGAGGUGUAUGAUGGCAGUCUUCCAUGAUAUGAUUGAAGAAUCCAUGGAGGUUUUCAUGGAUGAAUUCUCAGUAUUUGGUAACUCUUCCUCCUAUUGUUUGCUUAACUUAGAGCGUAUGCUUGCAUGCUGUGUAGAAGCUAACCUUGUGUUGAAUUGGAAAAAGUGUCAUUUUAUGGUGAGAGAGAGUAUUGUGCUAGGGCAUAAGAUUUCACAUGCAGGGAUGGAGGUAGAUAGAGCUAAGGUAGAGACCAUUGCUAAGUUACCACCCCCUAGCUCGGUUAAGGCUGUUAGGAGUUUCCUUGGUCAUGCAGGUUUUUAUAGAAGGUUCAUUAAAGACUUUUCUAAGAUUGCUAGACCUUUGACUCAAUUGCUUGUAAAAGAUGUUCCAUUUAUAUUUUCUGAUGACUAUUUGCAGGCUUUUGAGUUACUUAAGGAGAAGCUAACUACAACCCCUAUUAUGCAAGAUAUUGAUAGAUGCCCAGGAGCAUUAUACCAUUACAAAGAAAGAGUUGCUUGUGGUGGUAUACGCUUUCGACAAGUUCCGCUCAUACUUGGUGCUAUCCAAGUCCGUAGUCUACACGGAUCAUUUAGCAUUGAGAAAUUCGACAUUGAGAUCAAGGAUAAGAAGGGUGCGGAGAACUUGGCUGUAGAUCACCUUUCGAGAUUGGAGAACCCGAGCCUAGAUGCACUUGAUGAGAGGGCUAUUGAUGACAGUUUUCCAAAUGAGUACUUAUGCUCUAUUCAGGAAGCUCAAGAGUCGUUGGUCAAGACUGUUCGUGAUCCAACAGGUGUUCCCAUAUGGCACGGUUGA